This is a messenger RNA of Calypte anna (Anna's hummingbird), 2904 nucleotides long. Its product is annotated as RH-like protein. Bases 756 to 1976 code for a protein of 406 amino acids. Gene Ontology annotation, molecular function: ammonium channel activity. Gene Ontology annotation, biological process: ammonium transmembrane transport; ammonium homeostasis. Lineage: Eukaryota; Metazoa; Chordata; Aves; Apodiformes; Trochilidae. The record is from RefSeq and is a predicted model, not a curated record. Gene Ontology annotation, cellular component: plasma membrane. The transcript has 10 exons.
UUAUAAGGAAGAAAAGCCAGAGGAACGGGAGGAGGGGCCGAGCGCAGGGGCCCGCCAAACAGGGACGUCACGUGACCAUUCCCCUCAGCACCAGAGCUGAGAGAAGAAGCCCUCGAAAAUAAAAGCAGUGCUGGGAGAGCCCUCAAAACGAAAACCAGUGAUAGACUGAUAAGAGACUGAGGGGAAGGGGUUUACAAAAAGUAUAAAAGAACCGGUUUUACUUUAUCGAACUUGCGAGCCGGUGGUGGGGCUUCGGCUCCCCCGCCGCCCAGCGUGCUGCAGCGCGCUGCUUUACUUAUAUCUCUCUCAAUAAAAAGUUUUAAACAUAGAAUCAGCGUUUUUAACACAAGGAUGGACAUGAGCUGUGUCAGGGAAGAAUGGCUUUGCAGAAACUUCAGCAUCCUCCUCCUGGGAGUCCUGGUUCUUCUUUCUUUGCCAUUUAGCCAAUAAUGUGAGGCUCAACAGCAGCCCCAGUGCUGUAUGGAUGGUGUCCUGGAGCAUGGCAGUGUUGACAACUUGCUACCUCUGUGUUCAGGAGGGCUUUUUGGGUUCAGUCCAUGUCAGUUGUGGUCUGUUUGGGCUCCUGACGUCCCACAGAUAAGGAACUGCUCCUUGCUGACGCCUCUUGGGCUUUUUAUCUGUCUAAGUUUUAAUUCCUGCUCCCCCCAUCUCUUUUUCUAUUGGUUUGGGGCUACCGGGGCAUUUUUAUAGAACAAAAUAUUGGUGUGUUUGUGCCUCAAACAGUCUGAUGCAGAAUGUCUUCUCAUUACCCCAACUUCCGAUGCAGUGUGCCGUGGCUCAUCCUUUUUCUGGAAGUUGUUUUCCUUGUCUUUUCUUAUUUUUUAUUCUCAGAGGAUGAUUCAAUCAUCUCCUACCCAGCUUUUCAAGAUGUCAACCACAUGGUGGUUUUGGGAUUUGGCUUUUUCCUGACAUUUCUGAAAAGAUAUGGCUUCAGCAGCACUGGAUUCAACCUCCUGAUCAUUGUACUUGGUGUCCAAUGCUCCAUGCUGAUAGAAGAUGCAUUAUCUUACCUACUGAUGGGGUUCAGGUGGUCUGAAGAUGGUCUGAAAAGAAUAACAAGAGCUACUGUGAGCAUGAUGUCUGUGGUCAUCUCCACUGGAGCUGUUCUUGGAAAGGCUAAUCCUCUGCAAUUAAUUCUGAUGACAGUUGUGGAGAUAAUAUUUUUCCAGCUGAGCAGGCAGAUCAACAGCAUCUUCCUGAUGGUUGCAGAUCAUAUCAGCAUGAUGCAUGUUCACCUCUUUGGAGCCUACUUUGGCCUGGCAGUGUCCUCACGCUUCUCUGAGCCAUCCCCAAGCUCUGAGAAGAGCACAAGUACUCCCAAGUCAGAUUUAUUCUCCAUGUUGGGUACUCUCUUUCUCUGGGUGUUCUGGCCAAGCUUCAAUUCUAUACUAUCUUUUGACUUCAAGUUGCAAGUGAUCUACAACACCUACUUUGCCCUUGCAGUGAGUGCUGUGACUGCCUUCAUCUUGUCUGUCCUGACCACAGAGGAUGGGAAAUUCAGAAUGAGUCAUAUCCACAGUGCUGUGCUAGCUGGUGGGGUCACUCUUAGUUAUGCAGCACAGAGUAUCAAUUAUCCUUGGAUUGCAAUGAUUUUGGGUCUGCUUGCCACUGUGAUAACCAUAUUAGGAUCUUACUGCUUACAGAGAUGUCUGUAUCCUGCUCUCAAGAUUCAUGAUGCAUCUGGAGUUCAUUUCACUUUUGGCUUGCCUGCUGUGCUUGGAGCUCUUGCCCAGGUCCUUCUCACUGUAAUAGGAAGCUGGACUACUUCACCCAACCUUGGUUCUUUUGUGCUGAUUGAACUUGGUGCCAUCUGCCAGACCAUCAGUGUUGCCUUGAUAACAGGUUUUAUUACAGGUUUAAUCUUAAAUCUCAAACUGUUUAAGACUGUCCCUGUAUCCAAGUACUUUGAAGACCAGUUUUAUUGGGAGUUUCCCCACUUGGCUGUUGGAUUUUGAGCAGAGGAACCCAGCUGAGAGAUUUGACCAAGAGAAGCUUUUCCUCUUUGUCAUAAGAGCAAAUGAAUACUACAACUGAAAGGGUUGAAAGAGCACUGAAAACAGAAAUUCUCAGGCUCAAAAAAGCCAUUCCAGUGGGCACACAGAAGUUAAUAAUGAACUGCUCUAGUUCUUUUUUGAAAGACACAAGGGUGUGAAUUUGCAGAUGCAAACUUACAAUGCAUUUUGCUUUUCUGCUUUGGUAGUCUCACCUUAAAUUGUUUUUUAUUUUGUUUUUAGGAUACAAGGAAGUUGGCUGUACUCAUAUGCCUCUCAAUUAAAGUCCUUGGAAGCUUUAAGCUUCCAAGUUUAAGAGCUAAAGUAUGUAUUUUAAAGUAUAAUUUUUCAAGAAGUAGACACUCAUUCUUAUCUAGUGAAGCAUUAAAGUACUUGUUUUUAAGCUAAAUUAAUUCCAUUGAAGGCCUUGUUAAGCAAGGAUUUGGUGAGUGAGCUGGAUUGGAGCCACCACUGAACUCAGUUAUCUGACUGCUGAAAGAAAAAUCUAUAAUUACUUUGCUCAGGCUAUUUGUAAGUUCAGGUGGCAGGAAGUUAAAUUGUUCUGCUGGCAGAUAGUGUCCCUGAAAUCAAUGAUAUUGCUCAUAUUUAAGAUUCAGCAGCAAAGCUGCCCACUUCUGAACUGCCCUAAGCUGAGUUGUUUUGCUUUAAGAGAUGCAGGAGGCUUCUGUGCAAAGCAACCUUUGUUUUUAAACAGAUUGUGAUCCUAUCCAUGGAGUUUCUUUCUUUCAAAAUAGCUGGCAUGGAGAAAAACCCUUUCAAAAAUGCUUACAUAAUAAAAAAGACUCAAAAUGGGAUUGGUUUUGUUUAUUCAGCACAUUCAAAGUAAUGAGGAAAAAUGGAACAUUGAAGCCAAGGUUGUUUGGUGCUGAUC